Molecule: messenger RNA, 5536 nt
Organism: Lytechinus pictus (painted urchin)
Lineage: Eukaryota; Metazoa; Echinodermata; Echinoidea; Temnopleuroida; Toxopneustidae
Product: ribosomal protein S6 kinase beta-1-like
Exons: 15
Coding region: 256-1731 (491 amino acids)
Biological process (GO): peptidyl-serine phosphorylation; signal transduction
Molecular function (GO): protein serine/threonine kinase activity; ATP binding
Source: RefSeq, a predicted model, not a curated record
AUGUACUAUAUGGUUUGCAUAUAUAUAUAGCGCAUAUCGCAGCUAGCUAGCUAGCUGUCCUACGAAAAAAAAAAUCGCCGGUAAAUGCGCCAUUUUCUUCCGGGAAUUCACCGUGAAGAGAUCCAUUCAUUCGUAGUGCGACUGAUCUCCGACAAUUACGGAGCGGGCAAUGUCGGAUUUGUGUAGCAGAUGUUCCUUUAUUAAUUCCACAUUUGGUGACGUAGCUGCUGGCUGAAAAUUGAAACUUGAAAGGCCAUGAUGGCGGGACACGCCGGCGUGUUCGAUUUGGAGUUGUGUGAACAUGAUGAGAAGGGCAACGAGCUCCUGAGUGAUGAUAGCGAUGACAUGAACGAAGAGGGUGCGGAGGGUGACAGCUACCUUACUGUUGGGUCUGAAGGAGCUUAUGAGUCAAUUGAAGUUGAAGAGGUAUCUCUUUCAGAGGAGACUGUGAAUCCAGGAAGAGAGAAAGUUGGACCAGAAGAUUUCCAGCUUCUUAAAGUACUAGGGAAGGGAGGCUACGGCAAGGUUUUCCAGGUUCGGAAAACAACGGGUAAAGACUCAGGGAAAAUAUUUGCAAUGAAAGUUUUAAAGAAGGCAAAGAUCGUGAGGAAUCAGAAGGAUACGGCUCACACCAAGGCUGAGCGUAACAUUCUUGAGGCUGUGCAACAUCCAUUUAUUGUUAACCUUCACUAUGCCUUCCAGACGGGCGGGAAGUUGUACCUCAUCCUAGCCUAUCUCAGUGGAGGAGAAUUAUUUAUGCAUCUAGAGAGAGAAGGAAUAUUUAUGGAAGAUACAGCAUGUUUUUAUCUAUCAGAGAUAGUUUUAGCCUUAGAGCAUCUACACAAACUAGGUAUCAUCUACAGAGAUUUAAAACCAGAGAAUAUUAUGCUUAAUAAACAAGGUCAUGUUGUGUUAACAGACUUUGGUCUGUGUAAGGAAUCUUUAGAAGAAGGGUCUAUGACACAUACCUUUUGUGGCACAAUAGAAUAUAUGGCUCCUGAGAUUGUAAGUCGGAGUGGACAUGGUAAAGACGUUGACUGGUGGAGUCUAGGUGCACUUAUGUAUGACAUGCUCACUGGAGGACCUCCAUUCACAGCAGAGAACAGAAAGAAAACUAUUGAGAAAAUUCUAAAAGGAAAGCUCAAUCUACCUCCUUACCUCACACAUGAAGCCAGAGAUCUAGUUAGAAAGUUACUGAAGAGGCAUGUCUCAUCAAGGCUAGGCAGCGGUGUAGACGAUGCAACCAGGAUAAAAAAACAUGCUUUCUUCAGAAAUGUCAAAUGGGAUGAUAUCAUAGCGAGGAAGGCAGAACCCCCUAUUACUCCUGCUGUGGUAAAUGAGGAAGAUGUGAGUCAGUUUGAUUCCAAGUUUACCAAGCAGACUCCAGUAGAUAGUCCUGAUGAUUCUAUGCUUAGUGAAAGUGCCAAUCAGAUCUUCCUAGGUUUUACCUAUGUAGCGCCCUCUGUGUUGGAGAGCAUGCAUCAGAAAGUCCAUCAUUUCACCAAAGUGCGGUCACCUCGUAAGAUUCCUGGGAGCAUAAGUCCUAGGUCUGCAAUCAGUCCUGCCAAGACACCUCAGACUCAGUUUGCCUUUGAUGAAGAUCUGUUGUCCAAGCCUUCUUCCAGCCACACUGCUUCUGCUUCAGCUCAUCACAUCCAACCGAUAGAGGAAGCCAUGGACACCAGCGACGCUUCUAACACUACUGCAUCGGCAACAUCAGGAUAUAGAUGAAGAGGAGUUGGGUAGAUAGUGAAAUUAGAUAUAUCACGAUUAGAUAGAUCAAUGAAAUGAACUUUGAUCAAGGUUUGGAUUGUGCCUCUUGGAUGUUGAUCACUCAUGCAGUCCUACGGUCAGUUGCCACUUGGGCUACACGCAUCGUGUCUACUUCUAUUUGGUCUCAUCCUACGUAGACUAAUACUGGCUUGUCUACAUAAAGUUCUUUUCAUAACCAUUUAACCUAAUUGCCACUUAGCCCAUCUAUCAGUUUAUCCAGUUUCCAGUGAAACUAUACAAAUUUUGUCUAAUAUCCACUUGGUCUAACACCACUUAAUCAAUAAUGAUUAGAUGAGCUGUUAAUGAAACAAAUAUUUGUAUUAUUAAGUAUGAAAAAUUGAAUAGAUGAAGUGGAAAUAAGACAACCUGGGUCUAUGCCCAAGUAAAUAUUAAAAUAAGUGAUGAUUGGACCAAGUGGCAAUUGGAUCAGAUUAAUACUAGACCAAGUGGGUUGCAACAUGACGGCAUUAGACUGUCUGAUAAUGAGGCCAUCUGAUAAUAGACAUAGUGAUUACGAAGAGAAUGCUACAAUAGCGUCAGCAUAAAUUGGGCAUCCCUGCUUAUCAAAAUGUUUUCUGCCAUAGGAAAUACACUUUUGUGUGCCAAUAGGUUAAUUCUGGAUGAAUUUCCUCCUGUUUGUAUUAAUCCUAAGUGGCAUCCCUUAGAGUGAAGUGAUCACCAACCGUUCGCCAGUUGAUUUCUGCAUUCUGUAAUUCCUGUAGACUUAGGGAUUACCUGGUUCUUGGAAGCCACAGAAAAAUUUCCCAUCCUCAUAAAUGGGAGCUGCCCAUGUACAAGAAGUUAUUGAAUACGCAAGUGAUAACAAUGAUUAGAACAUCCUGGUGAGGACUGACUGUAGGAUGAUUUCAAUUCAAAGACAAUCUAUAAGCCUCUCCAUAAAACAGUGCCAGAAGUUGAACCUCACUGAUUAUGUUGAUGAUGGUUACAAUGAUGGAGACUUUGAAACAACUGUUGAUGCGUGUCCAUUCAUUUGAUAUCUUAUAUUUUAUAUCUCUUGAUAAAAUCUUUCUCUUAAUAAAAGUAUGUUCCUAGAUAUCAAGUAUUUGGCGGUGUACUUGAAACCUAUAUACACCAAAGUUACGUCUCGGUCAACAUCAGACAUAUUACCCAGUUACAGGAGCUGUUGUGAUACAUAGAUUGUCAAUUCAGAGUUGGUCUUGCAAUAUAUUUUAAGUAUUUAAGAUGUCAUCAAGUACGAUAAUUCAUGCCUUGUUGGAUAGUUUUGAGAUUGGGGUGCAAUUACUGAGGGAGAUUCAAGAAAUAACACUAAAUCAUACUGUUGAGAAAAGGUGAAAUGAAAGGAGGAAAAAUAUUUUACUGUUGUAUGCUCUUUAUAAAGUCUGCACUAUUCAUAACCUUCUCAAUGUAUGAUUGGUAUGCUAUUUUCAUUUCUUUUUUAAUUAAUUAUAGAAUAUGAAAAAUUGUUGUUAUAUGCCCAAACAAUUAAGCUUGCAAUGAAGGCAAGCGCAAUGUCUGAGCAAGCUAAUCUUCUUCAAUUGAUGUGAUAUCACUAUUGAGCAUUGUCUGAGGCCUUGAUGAAGAACAUCUCAUUUUGAAUAGCAAAAAAAAUCUUCGUUAUUUAGCAAAGUAGGUUGUGAAACCUGUAGUUAAUUGUAUUGCUAAGCUUUGUGUUACAGGAUCAGAUAAUUGCAAUGCCUCUGCAACGAAUGCUCCCGUAAAGAGCUCGUACGUGACUGCUUCUCUUCAAUGCAUUAACCCAUAUCAAUCAAAUACUUUGAAGUCUCCUCUUCAUUGUUUUAUUUCUGUGUGCUUUUUUUAAUCCAUUGGUUUGAAUUUUGUCAACGGUUAUAUUGAAAAAGUGUAGUGGUUUCAUGGUACACCAUGUAACCACUACAAUUUUUCUUCUUUGCCAUGGAAACCUUCAGAGAUUAUAUUCAAGUGAACAAUCACAGUUUAUCUAAGGCAUAGUCUGAACAUUUGUGUUCCGUCAAUUUUUUUUAUGUCUUAAAGAAAUAUCUAAGUCUUUCAGAGUGCGAAAGUAAAAGACUGAAGAAAGUGCAUUUCAUUAAUUGUUCUGCAAAUGUAACAGCAUUUUUAUGGUUUUAUGGCAUGUAUGAAUGAAUGUCAAUUAGAUUUUAUGGUAAUCUUUGCCUCCUUUGCUUUGAUAUGACUAACACGACCCUUGACAAAAUGUAGCAAUAUUGAUGAUUAAUAUGAAUAUUGCUCUGCCUUUUGUACAGGAGAGAUGCAUAGUCUGCAUCGUAAUGAAGCAUCCUAGUUGAAGCCUGUUCAUGUACUCCCCGGGCAAAAUACCAUGAUAUUGCGGUAUUUGGAGGCGUAUAUGGACAGGGGUUUCGGAAAGUUCUUACUGAUGUGUGUUGAUGAUAUUUAUAUUUGUAGAGCAUGGACACUAUAGAUUACUUUAAUAUUGCGAUAUGGGUUUAAAGGGUAGUUAAAUAGAUUUAUGCUUCCUAAUGUACACAUCUGGGGGGUGUUUCACAAAGAUUUAAGCAUGACUUAGUGUCGCACUUAAAUGUCUAUUUGCGUGCGGUAUAAAAGGCAUGACCGCAUUGGUCAGAUAAUGCGAAGAGAACACGCACUACUGCGUAUUGAUCAAUAAGAUUGCGCGUUGCAUAUCUUGUACGUGUCAGCAUUUAAGUGCGACUUGAGUCAUACUUAAAUCUUUGUGAAACACCCCCCUGGUUGUAUGAAUUUGAAAGAGAGACAUGACACAUCAUGUUAAGUGCAGUGAAAAUGAAGCAAAUUAUGGUGGGUGUUUCAUAAAGCUAUUUGUAAAUUACGAGCAACUGGUUACCAUUGAAUCAACACAAAUAAAAAUCUGGGGCUCCGUUUCAUGAAACCUGUGACAAUAAAAAAGUUGCAAUAACAGUUAAAGGCUACUAAAAUCCUCUGAUCUGAUUGGCUGAUAGAAAGUUUGUUAUAGAAACUGAAAGGGUCACCAGUCAUUCGUAAAGUUGCUCACAAUACAAGAACAGCUUUAUGAAACACCCACCUGGUUGCCCUGCCAAACAAAUACUGAUAUUGUAUUUUUAGCAGUGGAUUGAUUGUGGAGAGAAAUUAUUUUAUCUUAAUGCUCAACAUGAAACAUAUUUUUAUAAUACUUUGUACACCCCCACCACUCCUACCACCCUUCUUUCUAUUAUAUUCUUUGUUACCCCUGAUAUGUAAUACUCUUUCCCCUCUCUUUCUCGUCUCUCUCCUUUCCAUGUGGGGGCGUUGUGGUCUAGUGGUUACGACCCUCGUCUUUCAAUCUGAAGGACGUGGGUUCGAUUCCAAGCCAAGACGUGUUCUCCUUCAGCAAGAAAUUUACCCACAUUGUGCUGCACUCAACUCGGGUGAGGUAAAUGGGUAACGGCAGGUAGUAAUUCCUCAAAAAGCUUAGCUGGGGUAAUAUAGGAGUGCCUUGAGCACCUAUCAAGGUGGAUAAGUGCACUAUACAAAUCCUAUAUUAUUUAUUUAUUUUCUUUUCCUUUGAAUAAUGGUUGUUUCAUCUUCAUCUUUAAAUUGUUGGGUUUUUUUCUGUCUCUAUCGUCUUUUCCAAAUAUUUAUCUCUCAUGGACUAUUUUCAAGCUGUAGUAUCUUCGAAGGUAGUGUCGAGCAUCUUCAUACAGUGCUGCGACAUUAAGCAGAUCUGAAAUUAGUAGCUAGUAAUUUUCAAGCAUGUACUCAAUAUUGCCCAAAUUGUAGCAUGACAUUGACAUGAAUAAUGUAAAUCUAUGCAUAACUUUCAUAAAUAUAUUAAAACUAAGUUAUAUAUAAA